UCAAGGUUUCUCGGCGACGUAACGCGUUGCUGUAAGCGUGGAGAGCUUGCGCAUGUUCCCCCGCCGCCGCCAAGAUUUUCAAUGUUCAACACGGCCAAGCUAAGUUUCCUCAGGAUGGAAUUGCCUGAAACUUUCUGUGCUAGAUAGCCAACUGAGUUUGCCACACUGAAUGACCAGCUGUAUUCUGCAACACGGUCGCAGCGCUUCCUGGGAGGUGAGCACAAGGACCCCGGUGGGUUGUGUGCGGCGGCAUCGCGUGGUGGUACGCUCACGGCAAUCUUCGAAUAUCUCGAGGUGGCGCUAACUCUAAGUCAGAACAAAAGUUGUCCAGUAGUCCCAGUGUGAUUCAAAGCCCACCUGGUCAGACGUCUGCCUCCCUUGUGGCCUCUUGCUCCCUCUGUCGCCUGCGCUAGGUGGGGUAGGCGGCGGCAGAUCUCGCCGCAUUUUCUGCAGGUGCGCGAAUCUGCGGAACCCCGCGAAUUUGCGGGGCCCCGACUAUUUUUUGGGCUGUGCGCAGCGCUGAGUUGUAGCAGCGUUGGUGUCUCUUGCUUCACUGGUUCAAGGAGAGAGGCAACGAGAGCUGCAGGGCGAACAUGUGUUGGCUAUCGAAUGCCCUACUGUUGCUGGCGCUGGCCCCGGUGGUGUCGGCGGAACUUGUGGACGAUUUCAACAUCCCCAAGGGCUGGAGAAUGCAGGAUCGCUAUCACGGCUUCCGAUACGAGGCAACGGUUGACCAAGGCUGCCUAUUCGAUGCAUACGCUGAGGCGGCCCAAGCAGCUGCGGACGAGCUGGCCUGCUUUGGAUGGGUGCAGCGGACGUCACCCAGCACCAUGGCGGGGGAAAGUCGCUGCUCGAAAGCCACCGGCGAGAAAAUGCAAGGGCGUUUGCGUCAGGGGCCGCCGGGCAACGGCUGCGACGUGGUCGGCUUCGAGACGAAAGACUACGCCGACACCAAGAUUAAGCUGCACUUCUCUCACUUCAAGAUCCUCGACGAGGAACGGAAGACGUGCUUUCGCGACACCCCCCACCAGUGCCCAGAAUUUUCCGCGAAAAAAAAUCCUGAAGCGGAUGAUGCUGGAUUUGUGGCGGGGCUAGAGUCCUGCAGCGAGGGUGGCUGCGCUGCUACGGCCGACACAGUCUCCGCUGGCCGUCUCGAGAGACGAUGACGCCUAGGUGUGCGAUUGUUGCCGCGUUUAAGUUGUACAAAAAAGAAUCAAGAUGGAGCUACAACGGUGGUUGAGAUGCGGCGUGACAACGGUCAUGAAGCGAGGAGGCUGCGAGAAGCUGUAAACAAAAAAAUUUUGAAAAAAAUCCACGCACAUGCACAUCGUGACGUCAAAUAUGUGGGUUUCCAAGCCGAGGCAGUCUAGAUGGUGUGGUAUGGAUGUACUGUAGUGAGGAUUUAGUGACGUCUGCCGGAUAAUGGACUCGUCUCUCCUCUUUUCUUUGUUUUUUCCGACAUUUGGUCCAAAGGAGGGAGGAAGUGUAGGGUGAAGCACGCGUUUGGAUGAAAGGUUCGUCUAUUUGCUUUGAUUAUUAUUUUGUUUUUGUGCUCGCUUUCGCCGCAAGUUCAUGGGCAGUGUUGUUUCGUAUGCAGACAACGCGGUGGGAAAGCUUGCUUGUUUUUUGCAGCUCGCUGUUCACCGUGUUUCAGUGCUCUGAUUUUAUGUGUUUUUCUUCGCGUGGACGUCGUUUCUUCUUAUCUCCGUCGCUGUUUUUUUUUCCUUGAAGGAAUGAUAAACAGAACGUCAGGGAAGAUUCCAUCAGCAUGAGGCACUCCUCAGUGUGUGCUAUUCAGGGUGACCCCGGCCGGACAAAAAAAGCCGCGCGCCGACUGCUCGCGCAACCCAAGUCUUGUGCCGUUUG
Molecule: messenger RNA, 1866 nt
Organism: Ectocarpus sp. CCAP 1310/34
Lineage: Eukaryota; Phaeophyceae; Ectocarpales; Ectocarpaceae
Source: the annotation of a GenBank genome assembly